This is a messenger RNA of Gigantopelta aegis, 6001 nucleotides long. RefSeq lists its product as uncharacterized. The record is from RefSeq and is a predicted model, not a curated record. The transcript has 19 exons. NCBI's taxonomy places the organism in Eukaryota, Metazoa, Mollusca, Gastropoda, Neomphalida, Peltospiridae. Bases 542 to 4012 code for a protein of 1156 amino acids.
AGACAAUUUCUCACGUCAACUGUCAAUGCACCUGUCGGCCUCGCAGCGUUAGCGGUCAAAAGAGCCCCGACGUAACGUACAUUUAAACCUAUCACAGCCGUGAUCUUCGCCAGGCUGGAACCAGUCGACCGCGACACGACAUUCAUAUAUAUGCGUUUUGAAUUCCACACCUACCAGUAUCGACCGAUCUGGGACGUCAGAGUCGUACUGCGAAGACAUUUUUAAACCAUCCGUGAUAGGUUUACGACUUCUGUCGAUUCACGUUUGACGGUCGCGUUGUUUAAAAAAAAAAAAAGAGAGAAAAAAAGAUUCCCUUCAUACAUCUUGAUUCUUAACUUUGAUUGUAGAUAAAGAUUUCUGGAUUUUGUUUCGGUUUUACAGCGUCUUGUUGACGAGUGACGAGUUGCCGUUUAUUUGCUUUGUUGGUGAAAAGGAAUCUUUCUUUUGUGAUUUGAUUUCUUGGUUUCGUCGCCGGUGAGAAGCGAUCAAACAGACGGUGUUGGAAGGUUGUUGCCCUGCUGUCACGUCGUCGUCGGAAGCCAUGAUGAAGCGGCUGUGUUUCGUUUUUCUGAUGGUGCCCAGUGUUUGCGGACAUGUUGUACUCACCUACCCACCGGCCAGGAAAUAUCCUUUGGAUUUCUUGGACAAUUCUCGAACGACGGGCCCGUGUGGGAUGCCCAGAGGCUUAGGACCAGAAACAAACCUGGAGGCUGGAUCGAAUAUCACCGUUUCCUGGCACAUAGCAUACCCACACCAGGGCGGCUUCUACUUGCAAGUGAUGGAUCGCUUUGAGAGGGAGGUCAAACGAAUUCCCAAGAAAGGAUACCGUUCGUGGACAGACGCUACGAAGCUGUCGUCAGAUAUCACCCUCCCUCACAAGGAAUGCCACAACUGCACUCUGCGGAUCGUUCGCCAAGCAUGGGAGUGGGGCAAUUGCAUGAACCCAUAUAUCUUCUGGAGCUGUGCGGACAUAAACAUUGUUAAAGCUAUCCCGGCAGCUGAGCAGUGUUCUGGUCAUGGCGAUUACUCUGGUGGAAAGUGUAACUGCGAUAAAUUCUACUCGGGUGACAAAUGUCAGUUCAAAGAUGAUUGCUGGAACCGAGAAGACUGCAACAACCACGGCGAAUGUAUAGAUGUGAAGUCGACGUCGUUCCCACGAUUGCAGUGUUUCUGUGAUCUCGGCUGGUUUGGCAAGAAUUGCAAGAGAGAGUCGACCGUAAAGUCUUCCAAUAUUGACCUGUCUCUGUACCAGCGUAAAUCUCUGUCAGACGCCUACGAUAUGCACUACAGGCUGAUUCCCGAAAUAAAUGAAAUUGAGUUUGUCCUUAAAGUGAAGACAGCUACAUGGGUUGCAUUGGGCUUCAGACCUAGUAAUUUCAAAUCGGGCUGCAAGUUGUUUCCAAAGUUACCCAAAGAAGUAAAACCUACACCAAAACCAGAACCCAUGUCAACACAUGAACCCAUGUCAAAACCAGAACACUCGUCAACACAUGAGCCCAUGUCAAAACCAGAACACUCGUCAACACAUGAACCCAUGUCAAAACCAGAACACUCGUCAACACAUGAGCCCAUGUCAAAACCAGAACACUCGACAACACAUGAGCCCAUGUCAAAACCAGAACACUCGACAACACAUGAGCCCAUGUCAAAACCAGAACACUCGUCAACACCAGAACCCAUGUCAAAACCAAAACACAUGUCAACACCAGAACCCAUGUCAAAACCAAAACACAUGUCAACACCAGAACCCAUGUCAAAACCAAAACACAUGUCAACACAUAAACCUAUGUCAAAACCAGAACACAUGUCAACACCAGAACCAAUGAUGGGGCCACGCCACGAUUCAUACGACCCUUGUGCUAAUCCAAGACCAAAGCCAGGUUCUGCAAAGCCACAUAACACUGCAGAACCAAAAAGUGACGCAGAGCCGAAAACUACUGCAGAACCGAAGACUACUGCAGAGCCAAAGAGUACCGCAGAGCCGAAAACUACUGCAGAGCCAAAGAGUACGGCAGAGCCGAAAACUACUGCAGAACCGAAGUCUACUGCAGAACCGAAGACUACUGCAGAGCCAAAGAGUACCGCAGAGCCGAAAACUACUGCAGAGCCAAAGAGUACGGCAGAACCGAAAACUACCGCAGAACCGAAAACUACGGCAGAACCGAAAACUACCGCAGAACCGAAAACUACAGCAGAACCUAAAACUACUGCAGAACCAGGCAGUGCACCAAAAACUACAGCAGAACCUGGAAGUGCACCAAAAACUACAGCAGAACCUGGGAUGGGUGUACCCCAAGGAGCCCAUAAUGACACAACUGGUGGUUCACUGCGUGCCAUGGACUGCCUGGAUAUUGUGGUGGGGAUGGCGAAAGGGACCAAAAGUCGAGUUGCCGACCACUACACUCGGGAUUUCGCCACACCGCUGGUCGACCACUACUACGGGGGCACAGAAAGUCUUACGGCAGCUCUUGGUUUUGAAGAAAAUGGCGUCACAACAAUCCUCUUCAGGAAGAAGCUUCAAGCAACUGAACGCACUGACUAUUCUUUUAAAAAUGAGAUAAUGCAUGUGGCAUGGGCCCAUGGUCAGGUGUCUGGAAAAUACAGCCACAAUGUGAAUUCUGGACUAGACGCGGGCACGCCGUCCAUUAAAGACUAUUACAAAGAGGACGAGCUGAAGUACCAUGGCAACUUACAGCGAGGCUCCACAUCCAUCAACUUCCUGGAACAAACUCGCCCUGACACUGGGUCUGCGUGUUCUGGUUCCUGGAAGACGUCUGCCACGUGUCCACAGUCAGGCUGCCAGUACGAGGCCGCGUGGGAGUUUAAUCCACAAACUGACGUCAUUUCGUUCACCAUAAAAGCUAGGCUCAAUGGAGAAAAGAGAUGGGUUGCUCUCGGUUUUUCAGACAAUGGUCAGAUGCCUAAGUCUGACAUUUUGCUGGGAUGGGCUACGGCUGAUGGCUCCACCUACGUAUCGGACAUGUGGGUAUCUGGACGAUCAAGACCAUCAGCAGAUUAUAACCAGAACCUCAUAUCAUCGUCUGCAAAACUUGAAAAUGGUGUCACGGAAAUAAAGUUCUCGCGCCUCCGAAACACGAAUGACGACAAAGAUUUCCUCUUCACAGACACCAAGUGUGCCUACCUGCUUUUCGGUCUGGGUGGAGGCUUUGAUGAUUCCACCAAGCAGGUUUCUUACCAUGACCAAGAAACGCCGGCUGUGUCCCGGACACCAAUAUGUUUUCGUUCCACUUGCGCUACUGACAAUAUACAAGUGACAACAACUGUAAAACCACCCGCUCGACGCGUCCAGUUAAAGGUACCGGCGACUAUCAAGAUUAAGGAGACGUUUGAUUCAGAUCUUAAAGACAAGACAUCUGACGCGUUCAGGAAUUUGCAAUUUGCAGUGGAAAGCGGCGUGGCACCAUCUUUGUCUACACAUCUUAAACACUUUUUACGUGUUGAGGUCACUGGAUUUAGACAAGGCAGCAUUUUGGUUGAUAUGAACAUCUACGCAGACGUUGAGAGGGUUGAUGAUGCCAGCAAGGCAGAAUUGAAAGACCAGGUCAAAGUAGCUCUAUCUGGAGCCGUGGCUUCAGGAACUAUGUUCGGACAUUCUGUAGAUAGCGAGGUCUCGGUAUCUGAACCCCUCAAAGCUGACGUACACGAGAAACCAACCCCCCACGGGACAGGACUGACGCUGGUGGAGGAAAUCAUCAUUGGAAUCAGUGUCGCCAUGUGUGUGGUCGGAAUCAUUGUUCUCGUCUGUAAAGUCUAUCAAAUGAGGCAGGAAAAAGCUGGAAAGAAAAUGAGACACAGAAAGUUUGAGAACAGCAGCAGCAGCAACUCAAAUACCCCACCCAGGAAGGGCAGCCCCUACAACAGCAUCAGCAGCUCUAAGACCAUGACCUACAACGAGUUUCUCACUAAUGUAGCUACUGAGAAACCUCUCAAAUCAAAUGUAGAGAAAUAUGCAGAGAACACGCAUGCGCAGUACAACGUGUAUGUGCCUUGAAUCUCCAAACCAUAGCAGAGAUGUUAAGAGGAAAGAGGUUUUUUUAACCACUAUAAAGUGUUGCCGAAUAAUUAAAGCAUAUAGUUUGAAAGUUGGAAUUAACUCUUUGUCUUUUUUGACAGUUCAAAUUGCCUAUAACGUAUUUUUGGACAGUUGAAAGUUACACAUUUUAUAUUAGUUGAAAUUUCUUGGAAGCGCUGGCCGUAGUUGUGAACCACUGUAACGUAUUUUCAACUAACAGUAUUUUGUAAUGUUGAAAGUACACAUUACUUUAAAACAAAGUUUUACCAGUGUUAUAUUUUCAGUUAACAUGGUAAACUGGACAUUUGAAAUUACCGUACAUAUAUACUACAAAAUAGUACAUUGUACAUUUGGCCUAUUUAAAUAAUUUUAAAGUGCUGGUCACAUUUGAAAUUCUUAAAGGUGUUGGUCGCAGUUAUAAUGUGUGAUCAACGGAGUAUUUUCUAAUAUUGUGAAAUGCACGUUGUAUAUAUACUCUUAGAUUACUUAAAAUGCUUAAAGGCAAUGCUUUCGAAUUCGUUGUUAACCACUGUAACAUGUAAUGUAGAGUUUUGCAUAUUAGGAACUGCACGAGGGAAUGGUCUUGUUUUUCUUAAUCACUGUUGUAUUUUUUCAAUACAAAUGACAUAUUACUUAAUGGGUUUUUUUUAAAGGUGCUGAAAGUUAACAUGACGUGUGAUUUACAAGCAGACAGUUUGUAAAUGAAUGUGUUUGCAACCAUGUUUAUAGUACCGGUACACAGACGUUCUUAUGUUGGUUAUAUGCAUGCCAAAUGUUAGCAUAUCAACUAUUUACAAUUUUAACAUUGAUGUGGAGGGCUUUUAAUAUAUAUGCAUGCACAUGCAGAUUGCUUUAUAAUGGUGAAUACUUAAAUGUAAAACCGUGUCGACAUUCAUAUUUCUCCUGUAUAUAUAAUGUGUCGUAAAAUAAUGUUUGUAGUAAUUGCAAACUCAUUUUUUUUUAAUUAUAUUUAUUAUAAUGCAGACCUGGGCCUAGUUUUACAAAACGUCGUAAGUCUAGUUUUGCACGUAAUCGUAAAUCUACGACUAAACCACAAUUCUUAUUACUAUUAUAGUUCAACAAAUAUAGUUGGAAGUACACAUAUUUCAUUUUCUUUUGUCUUUAAAAUAUUCCAGCUUCCGUAAUGAUGUAAUUUUCUGCGUAAAAUGUAUGCCAAACAGGUGUAAACGCACGACCGGUAUAACUGCUAGUAGCAGACGUAAACUUACGAUGUUUAGUGAAUGGGCCCCCGCGUAACACAUAUGGUACAUUAGCCCUGUUGUUGGGGGAAGGGGGUUGUUUUGUUUUGUGUGGGUUGUUUUGUUUUUUGCGGGGGGGGGGGGGGGGGUUUUUGAUGUAUUUUGGGGGGGUUGGGGGUUUCUCACUUAAUGCUUUCUCCCUUGUGGUAAUUUUUAUUUGUGUGUUUUUUUGUCAUAAAUGUACCUGAACAAAUAUACGUAUAUGUAUACAUGUAUAUGUAUUUUCGAAAUAUUGUGUACUUCUGUGUCUAAACUGAAUCUCAUACAAACGUUUAAUAUUUAUUAUAUUAUCACAAACAUGUAAAUUGUUUUACAUAUUUUAUUGAAUUACAAAAUGUUCACGUAUACAUAUUUUAAUACAGCUUCUAAUUUUAAUUUUAAGUGAGCAAGACAAGUCAUUGAAUAUUUAUGACCGAACGAGGCAAGUCAUUCAAUAUUCAUGAGGAAGCAUGCGGGACGUGCACAUACUUCUUACAUUGAAGUUAUUAAAAAACUUUUUAAUAUAGAUUUUAUUCAUAUUUUUCCCCGUUAGUGGCUUAUGAAAAACAAAUUCAAUAUAUUUUUGUAUUUUCUUAGGUUAUCCGUUUUCUGCUCUACACGUUUAUAUCAUUAACACAAUAUGUAUGUUUUGAAAUCCAUUUCAAAUGUAUGUCUCUGGCAAAUAUGUAACCCAGAUCGUCCAGGCGUCACAAUAAAUACUCGUAUAUUA